AUGGAGCAGGAGAAGUACCUGCCCGAGCUGAUGGCAGAGAAGGACAGCCUGGAUCCCUCCUUUGUUCACGCCAUGCGCCUGCUGGCCGACGAAAUCGAAAAAUUUCAGGGUUCUGAAGGCAAGAAGGAAGAUGAAGAAAAGAAAUAUCUUGAUGUUAUCAGCAACAAAAACAUAAAGCUGUCAGAAAGAGUUCUGAUACCUGUCAAACAAUAUCCAAAGUUCAAUUUUGUUGGGAAAUUGCUUGGACCAAGAGGAAACUCCUUGAAGCGGUUACAAGAAGAAACAGGUGCAAAAAUGUCUAUCUUGGGGAAAGGCUCCAUGAGGGAUAAAGCCAAGGAGGAAGAACUGAGAAAAAGUGGAGAAGCCAAAUAUGCACACUUGAGUGACGAGCUUCAUGUAUUAAUUGAAGUGUUUGCUCCACCUGGGGAAGCAUAUUCUCGUAUGAGUCAUGCCUUGGAAGAAAUAAAAAAAUUCCUCGUUCCAGAUUAUAAUGAUGAAAUUCGUCAGGAGCAGCUGAGAGAGCUAUCAUAUUUGAAUGGUUCUGAGGAUUCAGCACGUGGACGGGGUAUUCGAGGAAGAGGGAUCCGUGUGCCACCUGCAGCUCCUUCAAGGGGCCGUGGAGGUGCGAUUCCUCCACCCCCACCUGGACGAGGUGCCCAAGCACCCAGAGGAACACCAGUGACACGUGGAGCACUUCCCGUCCCACCAGUAGCGAGGGGUGUUCCUACCCCUCGAGCAAGGGGUGCCCCAGCAGUCCCAGGCUACAGACCACCCCCGCCACCUGCACAUGAGGCAUAUGAAGAAUAUCCUUCUGAACCUUGGGUUCUAUUUUUUGACCCAGUUAGUAGGCACAGUGGAUAUGAUGAUGGAUAUGGGGGUGAAUAUGAUGAUCCAAGCUAUGAGGCAUAUGAUAACAGUUAUGCCACCCAAACACAAAGUGUGCCUGAAUAUUAUGAUUACGGUCAUGGAACAAGUGAAGAGGCUUAUGACAGCUACGCACAAGAAGAAUGGGCCACCACCCGUUCCAGCCUAAAGGCACCACCUCCAAGGUCAGCCCGAGGGGGUUACAGGGAACACCCCUAUGGUAGAUAUUGAAGGUCCUCCUCAUCUGUGACCUCAUCUCAAAGACAAUUAAUAGCCUGUGGUCUCCACAUAAACAGCAACAAGACAAGUAAUAGUCCAUUUCUUUUCUAUCCUAGGGAUUACUGCU
Molecule: messenger RNA, 1210 nt
Organism: Cygnus atratus (black swan)
Lineage: Eukaryota; Metazoa; Chordata; Aves; Anseriformes; Anatidae
Gene: KHDRBS2
Product: KH RNA binding domain containing, signal transduction associated 2
Exons: 11
Coding region: 1-1095 (364 amino acids)
Biological process (GO): regulation of alternative mRNA splicing, via spliceosome
Cellular component (GO): nucleus
Molecular function (GO): poly(A) binding; mRNA binding
Source: RefSeq, a predicted model, not a curated record